UAUAUAAACAACACCUCAACAAGAAUCUGAAACACUCCAUCAUAUAACAUACAACAAAAGAGGAACAGAGCGAUGGAGCUAACUGAAAUGAGUGUGUUGGAAGAGCUACUUGCUCCGAGAAGAACAGAGAACAACCUCGUCAACAAUGGCGGAUUCAUCACCUCCGACCAAAUCUUCACAAACUCAUGGAACUUAGAUUACUAUUGCUUCAACAACAAUCCUCUCCUCGACCACGAUGACACGACCAUUUACUCCUCUUCCCUGAUGGAUCUCAUCUCUCCGGCGCUUCCGGCGCCGUUGCUGAACCAGCCGCCGCCGCUAGUCACCGGCUUUGACUACCCUCUGCUCGACGCUUUACAAGAAAUGAUGGAGUUGUCGUCGUCAUCUUCACCUCCAUUGAUCCUCUCGCAGACCCAUCAAGAAGAUAACAACGACAACAUCAUCAACAAUAACAACAACAUGGCGUACUCGUCGCCAUUGAUGGAGGAGAGCAGGAGCUUCAGCGUCGGGUACUGUGGGGGAAGAGAAACGAACAAGAAGAACAGCAAGAGCAAGAAGCUCGAGGGACAACCUUCGAAGAAUCUAAUGGCGGAGAGGCGGAGGAGGAAGAGGUUGAAUGACAGACUCUCCAUGCUCCGAUCCAUUGUCCCCAAGAUCAGCAAGAUGGACAGGACAUCAAUCUUGGGAGACGCCAUAGAUUACAUGAAGGAGCUUUUGGACAAAAUAAACAAGCUGCAAGAAGAGGAACAUGAACUUGGCAGCGGCAACAGCAGUUGCAGCAAUUCACAUGAUGAUUCUAAGCUCUUCGCCGAUCUCAAUGACCUCAACGCAAAGGAAGCUACGGUCAGAAACUCCCCAAAGUUUGAAGUGGAAAGGAGGGAAAGUGAUACUCGAAUCGAUAUGUGUUGCUCGCCGAGGCCAGGGCUGCUUCUUUCAACUGUUAACACAUUGGAAACCCUAGGCUUGGAGAUCCAACGAUGCGUUAUAAGUUGCUUCAGCGAUUUCUCCAUGCACGCUUCUUGUUCCGAGGCCGCUGAGCAGAGAGAUUUGAUACGGUCGGAGGAUAUAAAACAAGCAUUAUUCAGGAACGCUGGGUACGGAGGAAGAUGCUUGUAGGAGCACAAGUUCAUAAUGAAACCAAUAAAAGGAAAUGAUUGGUUGGUUGAAAUCAUAAUCUCUUUUUAUUUAUCUUUUGCUUGUUUUAAUAUUGAUAUCUAUAAAUAGUUAUGAUACAAUUAGCAA
Messenger RNA from Tarenaya hassleriana, 1242 nucleotides. RefSeq names its product transcription factor bHLH93-like. Gene Ontology annotation, cellular component: nucleus. The transcript is spliced from 4 exons. Gene Ontology annotation, biological process: regulation of DNA-templated transcription. The coding region runs from base 73 to 1116 and encodes 347 amino acids. NCBI's taxonomy places the organism in Eukaryota, Viridiplantae, Streptophyta, Magnoliopsida, Brassicales, Cleomaceae. The record is from RefSeq and is a predicted model, not a curated record. Gene Ontology annotation, molecular function: DNA-binding transcription factor activity; sequence-specific DNA binding; protein dimerization activity.